CAGACCACCACCCCACAUCCUCCUGUCCCUGUCAUCUUCCUGUGCUGACCCCCAGUUCUCUUGCACAUUGAGGAACCAGCCAUGCCCAGGGGGGGACACCAUCGGGGGCACCUCCCCUCAGCCCCUUCCCACCCAGCCUGGGAGACCUCUCCUUGGCCUUCACCGCUGCCGUGCCAGGACAUGGCCCUGCAAAACGCGCUCUACACUGGGGACCUGGCCAGGCUGCAGGACCUCUUCCCACCUCACAGCACAGCUGACCUGCUGCUGGAGAGCCGGGCCGUGGAGCCUCGCUGGAUCAGUCACCAGAGGGCUGCUCUUCCUGCCUGCCUGCUCAUGAGCUGGACCCCGGAUCAAUGCCGGGAGCAGGGGCAGCCCCUGGUUGACAGACAAGCCCUCUGUGCCAGGCUGGUGGAAAGGCCCGGCGGAGGUUCCAAGGAACACCCGGACUCCAGCCCGGGACCCAUCGCCAUCCGCACGGCCUCAGGACCCACCCUUGCCUUCUGGCAGGCAGUGCUGGCAGGGGACACGGGCUCUGUCUCCCGCAUCCUCUCAGACUCCCAUACCAGCCUGGCUCCUGACUGCGUCUUUGAUACCAGCGACCCAGAGGGAUGGAGGGAUUUCCGCUACAACAUCCGUGCUCUGAGACUCUGGUCCCUGACUUACCAGGAGGAGCUGACCACCCCGCUGCAUGUGGCCGCUAGCCGUGGCCACACGGAGGUUCUGCAGCUACUGCUGCGGCGGCGGGCACGGCCUGACAGCGCCCCGGGAGGCCGCACCGCCCUGCAUGAGGCCUGCGCUGCGGGUCACACCGCCUGUGUCCACGUGCUGCUGGUGGCAGGCGCUGACCCCAACCUCCCUGACCAGGAUGGGAAACGCCCCCUGCAUCUCUGCAGAGGGCCUGACACCCUCCAGUGUGUGGACCUGCUGCUGAGGUUUGGGGCGCAGGUGGAUGGGCAGUCUGAGGAGGAAGAGGAGACCCCUUUGCACACAGCUGCCCGGCUUGGCCACGUGGAGCUGGCAGACUUGCUGCUAAGACGGGGUGCAUGUCCCGAUGCCCGCAAUGCCGAAGGCUGGACGCCGCUGCUGGCUGCCUGUGACACUCGCUGCCAGUCCCCCGCUGACGCUGAGGCCACCUCGGCCCGCUGUUUCCAGCUAUGCCACUUGCUGCUCUCUGCUGGAGCCGAUGCUGACGCUGUGGACAAAGACAGGCAGCGACCCCUGCACCUCGCCUGUCGCCGAGGCCACGCAGCAGUGGUGGAGCUGUUGCUGUCCUGUGGCAUUAGUGCCAAUGCCAUGGACUAUGGGGGACACACAGCCCUACACUGCGCUCUGCAGGGCCCGGCUGCGGCCCUGGCCCAGACCCCGGAACAUGUGGUGCGGGCUCUGCUCAAUCACGGCGCUGUCCGAGUGUGGCCGGGGGCCCUGCCCAAGGUGCUGGAGCGCUGGUGCUCAUCCCCGAGGACCAUCGAGGUCCUGAUGAACACCUACAGUGUGGUGAAGCUUCCCGAGGAGGCGGUGGGCCUGAUACCUCCUGAAAUGCUGCAGAAACACCAGCGCUUCUACUCCUCUCUUUUUGCCCUGGUGAGGCAGCCGAGAUCCCUGCAGCACCUGAGCCGCUGUGCACUGCGAGCGCACCUGGCGGACUGCCUGCCGCUGGCCCUGCCCCGCCUGCCCCUGCCACCCCGCCUGCUCCGCUACCUGCAGCUCGAGUUCGAGGACGUGCUGUACUAGGUGAGCGUGCUGGGCUCUGGGGAUGGCCAGGAGGCUGCAGAGGGUUGGGGCGGCCCUGACCUGAACCAGGUCCCUCAGGGUCAGUGAACACUCGGAAGCCACGCCUCUUAUUCCAGAUGUGCACCGCCUGUGGGGGCCUGAAGCAGAUGCCCCAGCCUGCAGCAGAUGGCCCAACUGCAGCAGGUCCAUCUCCGAGGGGGUGAUCUGAUCCCCACCUGAGGGAGGUGGACACAUCACAGAGUCCACGUGACCUCUGACGAAGACAGAGGAAGAGACAUCAUCUUCUUGGGGCUCCCCAGGGGUCCCCUCUAUCCUGUGCAAACCCUGUGUGCCCAUUAAAAACUCCGGGCUGUUUGGUGCCAACUCCAACAAGCCUUGCUCAGGCUGGCCCCCUGGCAGGGCAGUCAGGAUGGACACUUGCUGUGUUCCCACAUCCGCCCCAUGUGCCAGGUCCCGUACCU
Fukomys damarensis (Damara mole-rat) is the source of this 2192-nucleotide messenger RNA. RefSeq names its product ankyrin repeat and SOCS box containing 10 (gene Asb10). The coding region runs from base 82 to 1731 and encodes 549 amino acids. Gene Ontology annotation, molecular function: protein binding. The record is from RefSeq and is a predicted model, not a curated record. Gene Ontology annotation, biological process: intracellular signal transduction. The transcript is spliced from 7 exons. Lineage: Eukaryota; Metazoa; Chordata; Mammalia; Rodentia; Bathyergidae.